UGCGGUAGUUCUCAGUUCAGAAAUCCACGUUUUUUUUUCUCCACUUCACAUAUCCGCCCCGUGUUUUUUCCCCUUCUCCCUCUCCGCUCCAUCACGCCUCCGUUCCUCCGGUCGCUCUGCACUCCCUCACUCUCUCUCUCCCUGCUCCUGCAGCCUGUGGUCAGCCCGCAGUGCGCGAGCGGGACAGCAGAGCUGCAGCUGAGACGCGCUUCGCCUCCACUCACACACACUGAUGCGUGCAGCUGAGGGGGAUGCCAGCCAGGCGGGGCCCGCCUUUCACUCUCCCAUUAGAUAAUGCUCGACCGGCGGCUAUAUAAGCGGCGCAGUCAGCCUCCGAAGAGCCACAUUAGCGAGUGAUGAAUAGCGCCGGACGGCUGGGGUGACCUGAGUUUCCUGAGGCGCGGGGGGCGGGCGCUGAAGCGAGCGCGUGUCCUCGGGAUAUUCUGCAUGGGUCUGAGUGCGCGAGCGAAGAGUCCCGAGUCCUUCAGAGUCUCCGCACUUCUCCCGGUUCUGUGAGUGAGCGAGUCGCUCCGCGGCCAUGGCGGAGGUCGGCGGCGUCCUGGGCUCCAUUGAUCUGGAUUUACAGAGCUUCCCCGCCUUCGGGAAUAUCCCCCUGUCGGACUCCCCGGCCGGCCUGAACGAGCGCCUGGGGCUGAUCGAGGGGCGCCUGCAGCGCGGCUCCCUGCCCGACUUCGACCACCUGAAGGGCAUCCUGCGCCGCAGGCAGCUGUACUGCCGCACGGGCUUCCAGCUGGAGAUCUUCCCCAACGGCACGGUGCACGGGACGAGGCAGGACCACAGCAGAUUCGGUAUCCUGGAGUUCAUCAGUCUGGCCGUGGGACUGGUCAGCAUAAGAGGCGUGGAUGCUGGCCUUUACCUGGGAAUGAAUGAAAAAGGAGAGCUCUAUGGGUCGAAGAAGCUGACAGCAGAGUGUGUUUUCCGUGAGCAGUUCGAGGAGAACUGGUACAACACGUACGCCUCGACGCUCUACAAGCACGCCGACACCGGGAGGUACUACUACGUGGCCCUGAACAAGGACGGGUCGCCUCGAGAAGGCGGGAGGACUAAAAAGCAUCAGAAGUUGACUCACUUCCUACCCAGGCCUGUGGAGAUCGAUAAGAUCCCCCAGGCUUACAGGGACUUGUUCCAGCACAGGUGACCAGAGCUCCAGCCAGUGCUGCUGGAGGAGCGUUUGCGGGGGAAGGAAGUGGGGAUUGGUCGUAAGGGAUGGACAGCGGGAGGGCUUAUGGAGACCCUCCCCUUCUUCCCUUCGCAACUGUUUAGAUUUGCCUUCUGGUCCAAAGUGAGGAGUCCCUC
Messenger RNA from Colossoma macropomum (tambaqui), 1317 nucleotides. RefSeq names its product fibroblast growth factor 16 (gene fgf16). Gene Ontology annotation, biological process: positive regulation of gene expression; positive regulation of cell population proliferation; animal organ morphogenesis. The record is from RefSeq and is a predicted model, not a curated record. The transcript is spliced from 3 exons. Gene Ontology annotation, cellular component: cytoplasm. The coding region runs from base 539 to 1159 and encodes 206 amino acids. Lineage: Eukaryota; Metazoa; Chordata; Actinopteri; Characiformes; Serrasalmidae. Gene Ontology annotation, molecular function: fibroblast growth factor receptor binding; growth factor activity.